AUGCAGCUCUUCGGCUUCCAAGCCCCAGCAGACAUCUACAGACCUGAAUAUGGCGUCUCGAAAAACUUCUUAAGGCCAAGUCUACGCCUGCCGAGCCUCGGCCCAGUUCCAGAGCUCAGUGCUGACCUUAUUCCCAGCGUAAUCAUCAUCUCUCCGCGGAAUGAGGUCCUUCUCCUUCACCGCGUCAAGACAUCAACGUCUUACCCAUCGGCACAUGUCUUCCCAGGAGGAAACCUCUCCAGCCAGGACGGGCCAUGUCCACCGGUAGAUGACAUCUCCCGCCACGAUGACGGACCCUGGUAUCGAAACGCCGCCAUUCGCGAAUUGUUCGAAGAAAGUGGCAUUCUCCUGGCCAAGGACGCUGACUCGGGCAAGAUGCUCGCUGUACCACAGGAGCAGCGUGAAGCUGGUCGACGCGCGAUCCAUCAACAUAAGAUGACAUUCGCAGAAUGGUUAAAGGAACAGCAUCCCGCCGCAGUACCGGAUACGGAAGGUCUGAUAGCAUUCACACGCUGGCUCACGCCCAUCAGAUAUCCGAGACGGUAUACGACCCAGAUGUACCUGUACUUCUUACCAUUGCCGAUGGAGGUUGGGAAGCCCAUUCUGGAUGAGAUCCCACAUGAGGGUGAGAAAGAGGAGAUUCAGAUUCCGACGAGCGAUGGCGGAGUGGAGAUCUCUGAGGCGAGGUUCUUGCCUGCCUCGGAAUGGAUUCGCAUGGCGCAGAAGGGUGAGGCCAUUUUGUUCCCGCCUCAGUUCUUGCUGCUUCAUUUGAUGGCGGAUUUCCUGGCACAGGGAUCAUCGGGGGUGGAGUCUGUUGAGGAGUUGAAGAGGCAGCGAGAGGAAUUGUUGCAGUUCAUUCAUUCGGGCCAGCCGCCGUGGACGGACAAGUGUAUCUGUCCGAAGGCGCUGCAGAUUGCGUCUGAUGGCCAGACGGUGAUGAAGUUGGAUCAUCCUGGUCCGGAAUUGGAGGGUACUGACCGGAAGGGAGAUACGGAGCGGGUUGUACAGCUAAAGUUCAUCAAGGGUGUUCCUCGGGAGCUUGUGGUGCGGUGGAAGAAGGAUGUGUUUAAGGAGAGCCGUCUAUAG
Messenger RNA from Aspergillus niger, 1086 nucleotides. RefSeq lists its product as uncharacterized. The coding region runs from base 1 to 1086 and encodes 361 amino acids. Gene Ontology annotation, cellular component: mitochondrion. Gene Ontology annotation, molecular function: hydrolase activity, acting on acid anhydrides, in phosphorus-containing anhydrides. The transcript is spliced from 2 exons. The record is from RefSeq and is a predicted model, not a curated record. Lineage: Eukaryota; Fungi; Ascomycota; Eurotiomycetes; Eurotiales; Aspergillaceae.